AUGCCAGUUUCCAAUGCCACAUCCAGAACGCGUCAGAAUUUCCAGAAAGUUAUUGCCGCCUACUCUCUCUCUAUAUAUAUGAAGCCCUGUACAAGUGUUCCUGACUUCGUUUUGGGCGUUAAUAUACCUUCUGUACCUUUGGUGAUUGUUUUUGACGUGAACGCUAGCUUGGCAGGCUCAGACCGAGAACUAAGUUCCGCCAAAACGCCCUCACCCGGUAGACCAGGCUCUCCCACUUCUCCGUAUUCUCCUGGUUCGCCAACGUCUCCACGUUCGCCUUCUUCACCAAUCGGCCCCCUUGGUCCAGGAGGUCCUGUUGCCCCUGGUUCACCAGCAGCACCUCGGCUACCUGGAUCACCCUUAAAUGCAAUUGUAACAACUGAACUAUAA
Messenger RNA from Opisthorchis viverrini, 390 nucleotides. RefSeq lists its product as hypothetical. NCBI's taxonomy places the organism in Eukaryota, Metazoa, Platyhelminthes, Trematoda, Opisthorchiida, Opisthorchiidae. The record is from RefSeq and is a predicted model, not a curated record. The transcript is spliced from 2 exons. The coding region runs from base 1 to 390 and encodes 129 amino acids.